Molecule: messenger RNA, 2496 nt
Organism: Vicugna pacos (alpaca)
Lineage: Eukaryota; Metazoa; Chordata; Mammalia; Artiodactyla; Camelidae
Source: RefSeq, a predicted model, not a curated record
GGUGAAUGAAUGAGCCGUGGAGAGCCCGUGCACAGUGGGGUGGACGGAGACGGCAGCGCUGUGCUGUGGCUCUGUACGGGGUAAAUGCCCUACUUUGGGCAGUCAGCACAGAGUUAUGAGAUGUACAGCAUCGAGCGCAAUGCGGAGCGGACGGCCACCGCCGGGAGACUGCUCUACGACAUGUUUGUGAAUUUCCCAGAUCAGCCGGUGGUGUGGAGAGAAAUCAGCAUUAUUACAUCAGCAUUAAGAAACGACUCACAGGAUAAACAAACCCAGUUUUUAAGAAGUUUAUUUGAAACUCUUCCUGGCCGGGUCCAGUGUGAAAUGUUACUAAAGGUUACAGAACAAUGCUUCAACACUUUGGAACGAUCAGAAAUGUUGCUUCUACUUUUGAGACGCUUCCCUGAAACGGUGGUGCAACACGGGGUUGGCCUUGGGGAAGCACUGUUAGAGGCUGAAACAAUUGAAGAACAAGAAUCUCCUGUUAACUGCUUUAGAAAGUUGUUUGUUUGUGAUGUCCUUCCUCUAAUAAUUAACAACCAUGAUGUUCGGUUGCCGGCCAAUUUAUUGUAUAAGUACUUGAACAAAGCAGCUGAGUUUUAUAUCAACUAUGUCACUAGGUCUACUCAGACAGAGAAUCAGCAUCAAGGUGCCCAAGAAACAUCUGAUUUAAUGUCGCCUAGCAAGCGCAGCUCUCAGAAGUACAUAAUAGAAGGGCUGACAGAAAAAUCGUCCCAGAUUGUGGACCCUUGGGAGAGGCUGUUUAAGAUUUUGAAUGUUGUUGGAAUGAGAUGUGAAUGGCAGAUAGAUAAAGGAAGACGAAGCUAUGGCGAUAUUUUGCAUAGAAUGAAGGAUCUAUGCAGAUACAUGAACAACUUUGAUAACGAAGCUCAUGCCAAAUACAAAAACCAAGUGGUCUAUUCCACGAUGCUGGUCUUCUUUAAGAACGCAUUCCAGUAUGUCAGCAGCAUACAGCCGUCUCUAUUCCAAGGUCCCAAUGCCCCCAGCCAGGUUCCACUGGUUCUUCUCGAGGACGUAUCAAAUGUGUACGGUGAUGUAGAAGUUGAUCGAAAUAAACACAUACAUAAAAAGAGGAAACUAGCUGAGGGAAGAGAAAAACCCAUGAGUUCGGAUGAUGAAGACUGUCCAGCAAAAGGAAGGAACCGUCACAUUGUUGUCAACAAGGCAGAGCUUGCUAACUCGAUCGAGGUGUUAGAGAGCUUUAAGCUGGCCCGAGAGAGCUGGGAGCUGCUCUAUUCCCUAGAAUUCCUUGACAAGGAGUUUACAAGAAUUUGUCUGGCGUGGAAGACGGAUACUUGGCUCUGGCUGAGAAUCUUCCUGAAUGAUAUGAUCAUCUAUCAGGGUCAGUAUAAAAAGGCCAUAGCCAGCCUGCAUCACUUGGCAGCUCUCCAGGGAUCAGUCCCUCAGCCGCAGAUCUCGGGACAGGGGACCUUGGAGCAUCAGAGGGCGCUCAUCCAGCUGGCCACCUGCCACUUCGCUCUGGGGGAGUACAGAAUGACGUGCGAGAAAGUCCUUGAUUUGAUGUGCCACAUGGUCCUCCCCAUCCAAGAUGGAGGCAAACCACAAGAAGAACCCUCAAAAGUAAAGCCCAAGUUUAGAAAAGGUUCAGAUCUGAAGCUUCUCCCCUGUACCAGCAAGGCUAUCAUGCCCUACUGCCUGCAUUUAAUGUUAGCUUGUUUCAAGCUGCGAGCUUUCACAGACAGCAGGGACGACAUGGCCCUGGGGCACGUGAUCGUGCUGCUUCAGCAGGAGUGGCCGCGGGGAGAGACCCUUUUCCUGAAAGCCGUCAGUAAGAUUUGCCAGCAGGGAAAUUUCCAGUAUGAGAAUUUUUUCAAUUAUGUUACAAAUAUCGAUAUGCUGGAGGAAUUCGCCUACUUGAGAACUCAGGAAGGCGGGAAGAUUCAUCUGGAGUUACUCCCCAACCAGGGGAUGCUGAUCAAGCCUUCUAGCCCUCCCAUGGGGUUGCUGCAGCAGGAAUUCUUACCUGUGCUUCAGCCCAGCAUACAGACCGCUGACAGGAUUUGGGGCAGGCUGGACCCUGCCCCAGAGCCCCGGCCCGGAGGCCUGCUAACCGGGCCGCCCGUCUGUCUCCCUGUCGCCGCCCCCAGGCACCACACGGUCACUCGGGGCAUCACCAAGGGCGUGAAGGAGGACUUCCGCCUGGCCAUGGAGCGCCAGGUGUCCCGCUGCGGGGAGAACCUGAUGCUGGUCCUGCACCGCUUCUGCGUCAACGAGAAGGUCCUGCUCCUCCAGACGCUGGCCUGACGGCCCAGCCGGGCUGCGGAGCCCGGGGACGCCCCGCUCCGCGAGGGACGGCCCUCGGAGUCUGAGCUCCCUGGCUGCCGAGAAGUGGUUCCCAAGAGUCUGAGAAGCUAGUUCUAUUUUUGUCACUUUUUGUAACUUUUGUAAAACAAAAAAAUCAAACCUGUUUUGUAAAUAAAAGCAUCCUAGAUUUGGGAUUUUUAAAAAAUUUUA